AUGACCAACUUCCCUAAGAUCACCUUCCCACGUGCAGAGCUGACUAAUCAUAUACCCCCGGAGACGGGUGACGUUGAUGAUUCCCCGCGGGAAAGAAAGUUAGCUUCUUCAUAUGCGGUUACCACCAUGGCGACAUCGAGGCUGCCAUUCCUGUAUCCGAAUUUGAUGCGUGCUGUGCGCUCAUGUGAACCGAGAACAUACCGCUCAAUUCGAAUCCCAUACCGGCCGAGUCAACGCUUCCAUACAAGCCAGCAACACCAGCGCGAUUCCUAUCAGCGGCGGUACGGCCCAGCUGUCGAACCGAAUACUUCUCCUUCGUUGCGUCCGAAAAAGGGCCCACAUGACCAGGUUCAAGACGUGCCAGAGGAUCAAUCUUCUGGGCAUGAGGCUGUAAAUGCCUCCGAGCAGCAGGGAACUUCGCCAGAAGAGUCACAGUCGGAAACACAACCACAAGAAGCGGAGCAUGACACCGCAAAUGUGGCCAAAGAAGAGUCUUCGGCGACUCCGACCCUAGAUCAGCAAAUUGAGGCCGAUGCAAAGAAAGACAACCCCCCAACCGACCGGGAACCGCACGAGGAGAAGGCAACGGAUAUAGAUGGUGCUGAGCAGGAACAGGCUCCGGCGUCUCCUACCCCGCCUUCCGAAGGCCCAUCGGAGGACAGUACAGAUACUUCUUCAUUCACAAGUCAAACCCCGUUCGACAAUGUCCUCCAUAUGCCUUCGCCGUCCGUUUACCUAUCCCCAACUGGGGAACCCUCCACGUCCAACGGUCGUCCACCACAUUUGUCCCCAGCACCAUAUGUGCACCAUUUCGAUACUUAUUCGUUGGUCCAGGAUCUUUCCAAAGGAGGAUACAGUGAAGAACAGUCUACUACAAUCAUGAAGGCUGUGCGGGCUAUCCUACAGAGCAACCUAUCCCUGGCCAGGGAGACUCUCACUUCCAAAUCCGAUGUCGAGAAUGAGGAAUACCUGUUCAAGGCAGCCUGCUCUGAGCUUCAGUCAUCUCUUCAGACAGCUCGCAACUCGGAAAUACAGCAUCAGCGCUCAUCACGAACACAACUGCAGCAUGAAACCGAUAUAAUCUCGCAGCGUCUCAGCCAAGAACUUUCAGGCAUGAAAGACGACAUCAAGGGCAUGUUUAAUGAUCACAAAAUGAUCACACGAGAGCAGCAGCGCAGCAUCGAUACUUCGGUUCAGGAAUUGAACUACAAGAUCACAGUCUCGCUGAACAGCGAUGGAAAGAGUGAGAUCGAGGGUCUUCGAUGGAUUUUGACCAGACGCGCCGCUUUGACAAUUGCUAUCUUCAUGAUCAUCGUCUUCUUGAAGUAUGCUUCGACACGCAAGGAGCCUGAGCCCAAGAAAGCCAAGCAAGUGGAGAAGCCAGUCAUCACCAAAGAAAUUAUUACCGAAAAUCGGGUGGCCCAAGAUGGUGGCAUUCAAGCAGACAUUCCGUCUGCUGAACUGCAUCUUGGCGAAUCUCUUGGUUGA
Molecule: messenger RNA, 1488 nt
Organism: Penicillium coprophilum
Lineage: Eukaryota; Fungi; Ascomycota; Eurotiomycetes; Eurotiales; Aspergillaceae
Product: CCDC90 family protein
Exons: 2
Coding region: 1-1488 (495 amino acids)
Cellular component (GO): mitochondrion
Source: RefSeq, a predicted model, not a curated record